AUGAUUAAUAUUCACUUCACUAAUCAUAAUCGAAACUAUCUCACACAAUUGCCACAAAGUUUCAAUUUGAACGAUCUUCAACGACUGAUCAUUCGUUAUUUCAAAAACCCCUUUCGUUAUCGUUUCAUUAUUGCCGGUAAAGAACUUGAUCUUUUCAAUAAUGAAUCAUUUGUUCAUUAUCAAUCUUUAUUUCAUAAUGGUACCAAUAUUCUUGUUCUCGAACGAAUUCUUGGAGGAGGUUAUGUUGAAAUAGAAAUUUUGACAAAUAUUAUUUUGUCUGAUCUUGAACAAGCUCUACAACAAAUUGCUACAAUAAACGAUCCUGAGCGACUAUGUCAAAUUUGUCGCGAAAAUACGUAUACAAUGAAAUUAUGCUGCAAUCGCAUUUGUAAAGUUUGUUUUGGAAAUUAUUUUGUAUUUUCAAAUUUUCAGCUCAAAUGCAUGACUUGCCAUCAAAAAUUACCUUAUGAUCGAUUUUUUCUUACGCCAGAUUUUAUUCGUUGUCUUGAAUCACUUACUGAUAUUUAUGAAUUGAUGAGAAAUAUUGAUUGUCAAAUAUGUCGUUGUGGAUCAUUGUUAGUAAACGAAACAUUAUAUUCUCAACAAACAUGUACAUAUUGUCAACGUACUUUUUGUUUCUUCUGUAACAAGGAUUGGAAUGAAGGAUCGAUUACACGUAAGAAUAAUCAAUAUUAUUGUGGUUCUAAUUGUGAUUAUGCAACAAAAUUGUCCUAUGAACCUGUCCCACUUCAAUGUAAUAACAAUGUACUUGUUCCUAAUCGUCGUUUCUGUCCAUUUUGUUUUACAUUAGGAUCGUACGAUAAGAAAUGCAAAUAUCAUACUUGUCCGACAUGUUUACGUUCAUUUUGUUUCAUUUGCUUGGAAGAAGAAGAAACAUGUAAAACCAAAUAUGAAUCGAAUUAUCAACAUAAAUGUACAGAUGUCAAGAAACAAAACUAUUCAGACUUUCCGACAAUUAUCAAACAUUGA
Molecule: messenger RNA, 990 nt
Organism: Rotaria sp. Silwood2
Lineage: Eukaryota; Metazoa; Rotifera; Eurotatoria; Philodinida; Philodinidae
Source: the annotation of a GenBank genome assembly